Molecule: messenger RNA, 1170 nt
Organism: Sclerotinia sclerotiorum 1980 UF-70
Lineage: Eukaryota; Fungi; Ascomycota; Leotiomycetes; Helotiales; Sclerotiniaceae
Exons: 1
Coding region: 1-1170 (389 amino acids)
Source: RefSeq, a predicted model, not a curated record
AUGGCAUCUCAAUACUCUUUUCUCAGGGACCCACCGAGGUUUCCGGAGUUGUCAAUGCUAUCAAUCAACGUGUUCUACGCCCAAAAGGAUACAAAUAUAAAGCGAUGUAGAAGUAAUUGUCGAAGUAUCGAAGUCGACAUUCUCUAUCCUUCAUAUCCUUUGAAUUACAAUUUUUCAGAAAAUCCAAGUACAGACAUGGAAUCGGGAGAUAUCAUGGAUGGGAAAUAUCCUUGUCUCAGCCCUGCAGAUGCACUAACUUCAUUCGAACAUUCAUCACAUGAAUUCUCCUCCGCGCCAAUCACCUCGACGUCAGGAAAUUCAUAUUUUCCUUUCCUCUCUCUACCGAUAGAAAUCCGCCUGAAAAUCUAUCUCCUCCUCCUCCCACCCCGUCAUCACAAAAUCACAACCCAAAUCCCUCAUAAUGGAUACUACUUUCCAUCAACAUGCAUUCCCGCUCACGCUGCCCAAUCAUUUUAUCCCAUAUCCCCAGACAAGCCCGAAAAACUCACCACGUACAAAAUCCUUUCCGCUAAUUCCCAUAUCGACUUCCCAAAUCCGAGUAUCCAUACAUGUAUCUUAAGUGUAUGUCAAAAAAUUCAAGAAGAAGCCGAAGAAGUACUUUACGGAAAUGGAAGUAGUACCUGGGAUUUCGGUAUGAAUAUCGAAGCGGUAAAUCCUUUUUGGAGUGAUCGAAGUCAGGGUGCUCGGGCUUGGGUUAGAAAUUUGAAGGUUGCGAGGGAAAUCCCAGAGCUGAAGAUUUGUCCUGGUAUUGAUGUGGUAUGGGAGAAUUUAUGUGAACUCAUCACUCGCGAAUUGUCGGGACUGAGGUGUCUGGAUUUAACGGUUUGGGGAGGUACGAGUGAGAAAAGUUUACUGGAGAAUCUCGAUUCUUCUGAGAUGAUGCAAUCGUCCUCGUUGAAUGAUGAUGAAGUACAGGAAUCGGUGGGGAAGUUGAGAGAUAGACGGAAUUUGCAGGAGUGGGAUUGCACGAGAAAGUUACUUGCGCAUGAAGGGUUUAGGGGGGCGAAGGUUACCUGGUGGGAAUUUAGAGAUGGGGCUAAAACUUUCAUGGCGAAGUGGAUGUUGGAGAAUCGUUUGUGGACGGAGGAUAUGAUUAGAGAGGGGGCAGUGGUUCAAGAUGUGGUUAUUUGGAAUGGUGAGAGGUUUUGA